AUGACGCAUUUUUCUCAAAAACGCAGAAUCGAUGAAAAGAUUCGUCAGUCACAAGGCGCCAGCACUGGAUCGGCCUUUAACAAUGACACUCUUCAUCGUAAGAAUUUUCCAAGAACUCGCCAAAACCGCGAAGGUUUGGCCGGAGGGAGAAACUUGACAAAGAAACAGUCACCCUUUAACUUUCCUUCCUGCUCACAAACCUUGGCUUAUCUUCAGUGGUGGGAAGUACGGAAGAAAAGAACGAUUAGCGGACGCAAUAAAGUAUCUCAGAAAAGUUGGCCAGGUGUUGAAACCGCACAAAAACCGCAUGUAAAAUCAGAGAUGACAAAGGAACGCAUAGAUCCGCACAAGGUGAUUGCUAUGACGGACGUACAUCCGGAAUAUUUUACGGAAUUAUCUGGCAGACCUGUGAAAGAAAAGUUUUCAUUGGAACAAUAUAUAUUAGACAUUCGAGAGGUGUUGAGGACAAGACUGCUCAUUGGCCGAGAGAGGGACGAUUGUAUUCGCAUUGAUCAGCAGUUCGAGCAGGAGUCGAAUCGAUUACAAAAGAUCCAGAACCGCCAUCAGCGAUAUGUGAACAGCUUCGAAGAGUUUUUAUCGAAGGAUCACAAGAAAAGUAUGAACAUACUGGAGAGAGCGGAACUUGAAGCGAAGCAAACUGCCCAGAUCUCUGUACGUAGAAACGAACUGGCGAAGCAAUAUGGCCAGAUCAGACUGGACAUUUACUUCUGGGAGGAAAAUUGGAGGAUGGUGAAGAUGUGUCAACUGUUUCUCUACCGGCUGUCGCCCAUCGCCUGGAGGAUCAAGCACGACUGGCUGCACCGGCUUGAAACGGGCAGUCUCAUCUCUGUUAACGCCGGAGACUUGUUCGGUAGAUACGGAACACCGGACGACGACGCCUCAUUGGAAGACUUGAUAGAGCUAUUCGAGCAAGACAUUGCCGAAGCCGGUCCCGCCGAGCUCUACUUCGAGGACCCUUUCGAACUCAUCCAAGUUUUCCGAACGAUGGAGACACAAAAUUUAAACGCACUCAUACACCUGGAAUCGCUCGCCGGCCCGAUGGCGGAUGUGACCACGACUAUCGCCGUGACCGAGGCGCGCAUCAAACAGGAAGUCGGCGAGAUCUCGUCGACGAUCGACGACUUGAAAGGUCGCAUCGCUGAGGCGGAGAACAGAGCGGCGAGUCUCGAGAAAUACGCCGAUCAGCUUCUCCGAGGGGUGUUUCGGGAUCUCGUUUGUUCCGAAGAGGUGCUCCACCUUCGUGUUUUCGUCGAGGACGCGUAUGAAACUUGCGUGGGCCCGAAUGACGCGAAUCUCGACAGUUUCUCGAUGAUGAAGUGGGUCGAGAGGACUCACGAGGAACUGAAUCUCCAACUGGACAAUCUGCCACGUCGAAUCGUCCGCGCUUGCGAGAAGGAAGGCUUCAGGCAAGAGAUGAAAGCCACGAAAGAAGCGGAGGAUGCGGCGAGGAAGUUCGAGCUGAUGCACCAACUGUUGAGCAUGUUGAAGCGCAUUAUGCAACCACCCAAAGCGAAGAAACGGCCGUUAAUCCGACGCUCGGCGCCCAUCGUGACCAAAGCGAAACUGUCUUUACCUCCGGCGGAGCCGACGGUACAAGAAAUGCGACAUCUCGCUUUCUUUACCGAUUUCUGCAAAUGUGACAAUUCCCAAACGCAUCGUUCCAAAUUACCGUACGAUUUCGACCCUACGUUCCAAAGCAAGGCUCUGGAUGGCCGAGUCGAACCAACGACGUUGGUGGACAACGAUAACUAGAUAAAAGAUC
Molecule: messenger RNA, 1783 nt
Organism: Dinoponera quadriceps
Lineage: Eukaryota; Metazoa; Arthropoda; Insecta; Hymenoptera; Formicidae
Product: coiled-coil domain-containing protein 37-like
Exons: 7
Coding region: 1-1773 (590 amino acids)
Source: RefSeq, a predicted model, not a curated record